UUUUUAGCUACCAUGAACUCUAACGCUCUAUUUCUGAAGACGACGUUCAAACCCGGUAAAUUCAUCACGGCACAAUUAAGAAAUUUUUCUGCUUCUGCGUCUUCUAUUUCUAACGGAGAAGUUCUGAUUGAUCGGAUUAAACAAAAAUUGGUGAUUACAUUAAAUCGUCCAAAGGCUUUGAACGCAGUUAAUUUGCCAAUGAUAAAGAAAAUUUACGAGGCAUUGCAGGAGCCUUCUGAUCUUGUUAUUAUUAAAGGUCAAGGAUUAAAGGCAUUUUGUGCGGGUGGUGAUGUUGUUGUUUCAAAAUCUUAUCAAUCUGGUGAUAAAACUGAACGGAUAUACGACCAAUUUUUUAGACACGAAUAUCGAUUAAAUCAUCUUAUCGGUACACUAAAGAAGCCGUACAUUGCAUUAAUUAAUGGAAUUACUAUGGGUGGGGGCUGUGGUCUUUCAAUAAAUGGCCCUUUUCGUGUGGCUACAGAACGAACAGUACUGGCUAUGCCCGAGACGGCUCUUGGAUUAUUUCCUGAUGUUGGGGCAACACAUUUUCUUCCAAGGCUUCCUGGGCAUCUUGGAAUGUUUUUGGGGUUGACUGGAUAUCGCCUUUACGGAUCUGAUGUUUUUCAUUCUGGACUUGCUACUCAUUAUGUUGAAUCUUGCGACAUUACUCGUCUUAGCACCGAUCUAAUUUCUUUACCCGCUGACCAAUGCACAAAUUACAAUGUUAAUUCAAUUAUAAAAAAAUUCCAACCUCAAAAUAUCGCUUCUUUUUCUUUGGAUCCUUAUUUGGAUUUAAUUGAUGAAUGUUUUGAUGCUAAUAGUGUUGAAGAAAUUAUGGAAAAGUUGAAUAAAAAAGUUUUAAAAAAAGAAGAGGGAAGUGAUUUUGCUUUAGAACAAUUAGAAGCUCUUGAAAAAAUGGUCUUUCCCAUCGAAUUUCGACUUUCCCAGCGUUUUAUUUUUGACCAUGAUUUCCAUGAGGGAUGUCGAGCUAUUUUAAUUGACAAGGAUAAAAAUCCAAAAUGGCAACCCUCAACACUUAAAGAAGUUAGUGAAUCAAAAAUUGAAUAUUAUUUUUCAAAAUUUGAUGAAGUUGGAAAGGAACUAAUUGUUUAG
Meloidogyne enterolobii is the source of this 1113-nucleotide messenger RNA. The record is from the annotation of a GenBank genome assembly. NCBI's taxonomy places the organism in Eukaryota, Metazoa, Nematoda, Chromadorea, Rhabditida, Meloidogynidae.